AUGCCGGCGAAGCGGCUGCUGGAGGGCGGCGGCGGAGGGGACUCCCCGUCGCCGGCGCGUUCGCCAGCGCUGAAGAAGAGGUGUCGCUCCUUCGACCUAGAGAUCAGGGGAUGCAGGCAUCUGGAGGAGAUGGUCACCAACUGCGUGCAGAGGGUGGAGGCUGCGGUUGAGUCCGUGAUUGAGUCUGCCAUCAGCCGGAUACCAGAAGCGGUGACUAAAGCGAUUACAGGCUACUUAAGCCGUGCUCCUAGUUUGUGCAGAACGGUGGUUGACCAAAACCAGCCUCCAAGAUACAAGCUUAGGUUCCUGAAUGGCUUGAGUAAUGAAAUUUUCACAAAGAAGGGAAUCCGCGCAGCAAAUGGCGAUCCUCUCAAGAUAUGUCUGGAGGACAACAACCAACAAGAGAACAAUUCUCAUCGCCUUCUUUCUGCCAAGAUAAAAAUUGUUGUUCUCGAUGGCGACUUCAACAUAGAUAAUGAAGAUUGCUGGAUAUUAGAGAAUUUCAGCAGACAUAUCGUACGUCCACGGGACAAAAUUGGGGCAGUGCUGACGGGAGAGCUCGAGCUUAGCCUGAAGAAUGGCAAGGCUGAUCUCCGUGACGCUACUUUUAUUGAUAACUCCAAGUUCACGAGGAGUGGCAAGUUCAGGCUUGGGGUAAUGGUUGUUGACGAGCUUGGUGAACGGAUCCUAGAAGGGGUAACUGAACCUUUCACAGUAAAGGAUCGUCGCGGAGAAGGAUCCCAAAAGCAUGACAUUCCAUCAUUGGAUGAUGAUGUUUGGCGCCUGCAGAAAAUUUCAAAGGAUGGUGUCUUCCAUGAGGCACUCAAAGGGAGUGGCAUCUUUUCUGUGAAGGAUUUCUUGACGUCAUAUUACAAGGAUGAACAUACUCUCCGCAAAGUUCUCAAAAAGGCCACAAAGCUAGUAUGGACGACUAUUGUUGAUCAUGCUAAAAAGUGUGAUCCUGGAAAGGAGCUUUACUCUUUCAUCGUGGAAGGCCAUGAUGUUGUUCUGUUCUUCAACUGUUUCUAUAGGAUUGUUGGAGUCACAUCCAGUGACCAGUACACUCCCUUCAAGAACCUCGAUCAACGGAUGCAGGGGCGGGUGGAACAAUGGAGCAAAGUUGCAUAUGAAACUUGGACCAACCUUCAGCCUGAUUAUGUAAUGGAUAAUGGAAAACCAAGACCAAUCAACCAGAGUAUUUCCCAAGGGUCGAUCAUGCUGGAACCUAAAUUUAUGCAAGGACAUCAACAGAUGCUUUAUUGGCAUGAAAACUUAGAUUGUGCAGAGCGAAAUGUUCAUGAAGCUGAUGGUCAUCAAGGUACUUCAGGCAGUCAUCCCAAGCAGUGCACAUUAAAAAGGCUUGGAUCCAUACGAGUGACACCAAAUGAAGAAGAUGCGUCUUUUGACAUCAGUGUUUACCUUGGUUCUGGCUCCGAACAAUACCAUGGAAGCACCGCUGCAAAUGACAUACCCGGUUCAGUCACGCUCCAUUGCCCCGCUGCAGAUGAAUUUUCAGGAUCCGUGUUAUUAAAGCAAGCAUCCUUGACAAUGGUCGAUGAGGACUAUGACAUACCUUUUGUAACCAGUGAUGCUUCACUCCAUCUGUUUGAUGUGUCUGCUUUAGGCGCUUUCACAGAUGAGCCUAUUUACUCGAGGCAUGUCAGCUUCAGAGAGAGCGACUGUCACGAGAUGCUAGCAUUGGGAGCAGAACCAUCUGUUUGA
Triticum turgidum subsp. durum (durum wheat) is the source of this 1722-nucleotide messenger RNA. The record is from the annotation of a GenBank genome assembly. NCBI's taxonomy places the organism in Eukaryota, Viridiplantae, Streptophyta, Magnoliopsida, Poales, Poaceae.